Dalotia coriaria is the source of this 1652-nucleotide messenger RNA. RefSeq lists its product as uncharacterized. The transcript has 4 exons. The record is from RefSeq and is a predicted model, not a curated record. Gene Ontology annotation, cellular component: extracellular matrix. Bases 120 to 1592 code for a protein of 490 amino acids. Gene Ontology annotation, molecular function: protein binding. NCBI's taxonomy places the organism in Eukaryota, Metazoa, Arthropoda, Insecta, Coleoptera, Staphylinidae.
GCCUCGCUGGGGUCCAGUUCUACAUCUACGUACGGUACGGUACGGUACGGUACGGUACGGAACGGUACGGUACAUAGUGAGCACGAUUCUCGCAUUCAAUACGACUCGUGCCAAUAAUCAUGCCAGGCGAUUCAGGUAAACAAGCCACCAGAGUGUUCCUGCACAUGAACAGCAAGUACAAUUCAAUUAUACGCCCCUGCAUCCAAAUAGCGUCUGGCUACAAACCCAUUGGAAACUUAUUUACCAUCGAAAGGAACAAGAAGUCUAUCACCAAAUCUGAUUUGAGAAUUUUUGGUCCAGAAUGGUUAAGGAACGAAGCGGCCUUAGCCAAAAACAAAGAAUUUAGGCCUCUUCUGUAUGCGUCCCAUAAAGAACAUCUUCUGCAGAGGCUCAGACUUUUAAAAAGUCUACAAAUCAAUGUCUUCCCGAACACAGAAGAUGAAGAUAGGCGGAUGGUUAAAAACACCAGCAAUACCGUUGAUAUUGCGCCACAAAUAAUUGCUGAAAAAAAACAAGUAAAACCGCUAAAUAAAUUCUCUACCAACUGUCAAGAGAAUACCAUCAAUGACGUAGAUGAGAAAAUUCAAAAGAAAGGUGUGAAUAAAAAGCCCACCAAGAAAAUUGUAAACCCCAAAACAAAUCAGAACAAACCAAACAAUUUCGUUUCAUUUUUGAGAAUUUUAAGAAAGAAACUAAAAUUCCUCUUGGGUUUUAUGAUAUUUCCCAACAUGUUGAUGUUGAUUGGUCAAACAAAUGGACUUGAAUUCCAUAACGAAUAUUUUCCAAUAUUAAAAUGGAAUUCUUUUGAAAAUGUUGCAAAAAACACCACCAGCAUUUUUUUUUCAAACUGUAGUAUUUUCUACGUGGAGUAUACCGCAUUCAACAAAUUUGAAAACAUGACAUAUUUGAGCAUCACCGGAAACAAACUGAAGACAUUCAAUAUAGCUCGGAACCAACUGCGGGUUCUUGAUUUGGCAGACAAUCAAAUUUCUUUCAUCGAACAGGAACUUCUGCUCAACUCCCCAUAUCUAGAAGAACUAUACCUGGAACAUAAUAAUUUAAACAGCAUUGAUUGGAAUUUAAAUGCGCAUUUAAAUCUGCAAAAAAUAAUGUUAAAUGAGAAUCAGUUAACAACCAUCACUCUGAUUUCACCGACCUUGCAAGAACUUUGGAUCAAGUUUGAAAACGGACGGGUUGUAUUUUCAACAACAAGCAAAAUGGCACAACUUACAUUUUUGGAAACCAGCGGAACAGAAACUGACGCAGAUUUAUGCUGGUUAAGUAAUUCAACACUGAUGAUUCGAUCAACUCAAGAAGAUAAAAUCUGUAACAAUUCAACUACGGAGAGUAAGGCACCAGUUAUUAGUUUUGUAAAACAAGAAAGCGUAAACUGUGGAUUAAGUACUUUAAGAGCAAACUAUGAUGAUAUUAUUAUUUCUAAAGAAGACUUCCAGUUAACUAUCAUGUACUUCCAUGCUCUUGUUGCAACAGCAAUUCUAUUAUUUUGUGCAAAUUGUAUUAUUGCUUUAUUGUACUGUCGAAGUUUGAAUCCAAAACAAAAAGAACUGAGGAUUCAGGCAGAGAUUUGUUAAUUAUUAUAAAUACUUGUUAUUCUAUGAUUUUAAUAAAACAUAAAAUUCAAUUCAAUAAAA